This is a messenger RNA of Phaeodactylum tricornutum CCAP 1055/1, 876 nucleotides long. RefSeq lists its product with no specific name. The transcript has a single exon. Gene Ontology annotation, molecular function: translation initiation factor activity; mRNA binding. Gene Ontology annotation, biological process: translation reinitiation; formation of translation preinitiation complex. Lineage: Eukaryota; Bacillariophyta; Bacillariophyceae; Surirellales; Neidiaceae. The record is from RefSeq and is a predicted model, not a curated record. The coding region runs from base 1 to 876 and encodes 291 amino acids.
AUGAGCGAAACCGUGGCCAUUCCCGAGGACAACGACAGCAAUUUGCUGCCGCGGCGUUCAGUUGUUUACUGUGGUGCCUGCGGCAUGCCCCCGGAGUACUGUCCGUACGGUCCGGACUUUGAAACACACUGCGAUCCCUGGUUGGCUCGUCACCAUCCCGAGCUACGUGCACUCCUCGCGGAACGACGCGGGACCGUCGUUACGGCACCCGCAUCUGUGAAACCCACCACCGACGUCCCCACGCCGGCCCGACCCGCACACCCCUGGACGACGGCCGAUCGGUUGACGGCCUUUUACGAACAAUACGUUCCGGACAAGGUCGAUUCCGUACCGGCUCUGUUGGAAAAGUAUGCGGGCAAGGAGGAUAAGCUCUUUUUGGCCUUGACGAAAAAGUACGGACCCGAACCGAGUGAUCCGUACUACAGUGAUUCUGCGGACUAUGACGACGACGAAGAGUCGAACGACGACGACGCUGACGACGACGACAAUCGGGUGCCAGCGGAUGGUGCCGACGUGACGAGUGAUAGUAACCAAAAGAACAAGAAGCGUCGCGGAGCCGCCGCCAAGAAAGUGAGCGAGGGAACCGUAGCCACGCGGGUCGUCGUCCAGAAAAUAUCACAGAGAAAAAGGCGUCACUUGACGGUCAUUCAAGGCAUGGAGACGGUGCCCGGAAUCAAACUCAAGGACGCGUCCAAAAUGUUCUCCAAACGAUUCGCGGGAAGCUCAUCCGUAAAGGAAACCGCCGUGGGCACCAAGGAAAUUAUUAUUCAAGGAGAUCACCAAGUAGACGUGGCGGAAAUGAUUGUGGACAAGUUCGGGGUAGCCGAGUCGUGUGUCUUUUUGGAUAUGGAUGGGGAUGUGGUUCCUCUGCGCUAA